Clavispora lusitaniae ATCC 42720 is the source of this 639-nucleotide messenger RNA. Its product is annotated as protein tyrosine phosphatase-like domain-containing protein. Gene Ontology annotation, molecular function: 3-hydroxyacyl-CoA dehydratase activity. Gene Ontology annotation, cellular component: endoplasmic reticulum membrane. The record is from RefSeq and is a predicted model, not a curated record. Gene Ontology annotation, biological process: fatty acid elongation; sphingolipid biosynthetic process; very long-chain fatty acid biosynthetic process. NCBI's taxonomy places the organism in Eukaryota, Fungi, Ascomycota, Pichiomycetes, Serinales, Metschnikowiaceae.
AUGCCUCAAUCGGCCCACCCCCAAAGAUGGCUUAUCGCCUACAAUUCCAUCUCCGCGUCGCUCUGGUCUGUUGUGCUUUUCAACACACUCUUUUUGGGCGCGCUCCUCGGCCAGCCGUUGCUUUUUGAAAAGUCUUCCACCAUUCUUACCUUGGUCCAGUCUUGUGCCGUGGUGGAGAUCUACAACUCUGUCUUUGGCAUCGUCAAGUCGCCUGUUUUCACCACCGUGUCGCAGGUGCUUUCUCGCUUGUUGAUUGUGCUUGGAAUCGUCCAGGUGUUGCCCGAGUCUCCGGCUAAUCACCAUUGGGUAUACAUCACCUUGUGUUUGUCGUGGUCCAUCACGGAAGUGGUGAGAUACUCGUACUAUGCGUCCAACUUGAGAGACUCUCUGGCCAUUCCGUCGUGGCUCACGUGGAUGAGAUACUCGCUUUUCUAUGUGUUGUAUCCCACGGGCGUCGCUUCCGAAAUGUCCAUGAUCUACAUGAGUCUCGGCGAGGCAGAAAAGGUGGUGGGCAAGUGGUACUCGUGGUUGCUUUUCGCCAUCCUUUUCACCUACCCUCCGGGCUUGUACACGUUGUACACGUAUAUGAUCAGACAGAGAAAGAAGGUUCUUGGCAAGAAGCCAAAGAAGACCGACUAG